Capronia epimyces CBS 606.96 is the source of this 2214-nucleotide messenger RNA. RefSeq lists its product as uncharacterized. The record is from RefSeq and is a predicted model, not a curated record. Bases 1 to 2214 code for a protein of 737 amino acids. The transcript has 4 exons. NCBI's taxonomy places the organism in Eukaryota, Fungi, Ascomycota, Eurotiomycetes, Chaetothyriales, Herpotrichiellaceae. Gene Ontology annotation, cellular component: nucleus. Gene Ontology annotation, biological process: positive regulation of transcription by RNA polymerase II.
AUGAACAUGGCCAGCAUGAAUCCUUCAGCGGUGGCUGGAGGGCCGGUCGGGGGUGGGAUGAGCAUGAUGAACAACGGCAGUCCAGCCACACAGGCCAAUAAUAACAACGGCAACACCUCACCGGAACAAGUCAAGGCUCAGUUAAACACCUAUAUCUACGAGUACUUCAUAAAGCUCGGCCAUUACGAUAUUGCCAGAAGUCUGCUGCGUGAAGACAAGUUCGAAAUCCGCACAAGGCCACCCGUCAAGCAGAGCCCCGGCCGCCGCAAGGAUGUAGAGGUGAAUGGGGUUGAUGGAGAUUCCAUGGACACAGAUGUCAAAGAGGACAUCCCUGAUGAUCUCCCUCGUCCAAUGCAUGUCGGAGAGGCGAACACCCCAGGCAUCGGCUUUCUCUACGAAUGGUUCAGCAUCUUUUCCGAUCUGUUCACUGCCCAUCAACGCUCGAGCAAGAUGCAGAGUGGCCAGGCUCAGACAAUGAAUGCUGCCGCACAGUACUUGAUUCAGCACCAGAACAUGCAACGGAUGCGAGAGAAUGCCCAAAGCCAGAACCUUGCGCGCCCUAACAUGGUGAACUCCAACCAGUACAUGCGUGCAAACAUGCGCAAUAACAUGAUGAAUGGAAAUGUCCCACGCGACAUGGCAAAACAGAUGACUCCGCAACAGAUGCAUCAAAUGCAGCAAAUGAACAAAGCUGCAAUUCUGCAGCAGCAACAACAAAUGCAGAGAGAACAAGGCGAUGUAGAGAUGAACGGUCGCGCCUCUUCACCAGGUGAAGGGGAGAACGGUGGGUCUCCGUCCAAGAGACCACGCCUCGAGGGUCAACAGUUCAACGGUGGCAUGAUGCCUAAUGUGCGGCCAGGAAUGCCUAAUGUGCCCCCCCAGAACAUGAUGAUCCAGAAUGCAUUCAAUCCGAACAUGAACAACGGCCAGUUUCGACAAAAUGGCGGUAUGCCUCAGAAGCCUAUGCAGGGUGGGAUCACCAACGGCAUGAUGAAUAUGAGCAAUGCCGGAUCUCCAUUGAUGCAGGGCAUCAAUCCUCAAUUCGGCGACAACAUGCAGAUGGACAUGUACAACCAAAGGAUCCCCGGGCAGCAGAUGCAAGGUACUCCCGGAGGCGGUCAGAGCGGAAAUCAUGCUUUACAAGACUAUCAAAUGCAGCUGAUGUUGCUUGAGCAACAGAACAAGAAGAGACUCAUGAUGGCGCGACAAGAACAGGACAAUGCUGUCGGCAGAGACGGCGGGCCCAUGAUUGGUAUGCAGCCUGGUGGUAUGUCGCCUUCGAAUAGUCGGACCGGAACUUCACCCAAUCCCGCCGACCAGAUGAAACGGACACCUCAGAUGGGAGGACUGCCUGGUUCGCCGUCAGCUGCAGAAGCAAUGGCAGGAAGAUCACCAGCUCCUAUGAACUUCAUGAACGGCAUGCCGACAUCGGACUUCAACCCAGGCAUGUUUAUGAAGGAUAACCCAGGUAUGGUGGGACCUGGCGGGCCCAAUAUGCGGCCACCCAUCUCCAUGGAGAUCCAACAAUCCAUGGCACGUCAGCAACACCAGACCCGCAUGGCACAGUUUCAAGGAGGUCAGCCUAUGGUCCAGCAACCCUCUCAGGGUCAGCCUCAACCGAUGGGCACCCCGGGCCAAAGAAAUGAGAUGCCACCCCCUCAGGCCCCGGCAGGAAACAUCGCGCAGCGUAAUCAGCCAGCGUCACCGCAGAGUGGCAAUGCUCCUCCAACGCCCUCGACAACCAACAAACCCAAUCCAAAGGCAAAGAAGGCCAAGGACGAGACCACCACCACCAAGAAACGGCCGGGAAAGAAGAACUCGACUGCCAAUGCUCCCAGCUCCGAGAAUGAGCCUCCCGCAACUCCGAACCCUUCGACGCCUAUUACACCGGUCCACCCACAAGGCUUCAAUUCUGCCGGCAAAGCUGCGGGCCCUGUCAUACAAAACACUAACCAAGCUCCUCCGCCGAGCCAAAGCCUACCUCCCGCUCAACCCCAAAUGCACCAACCAGACCUCUCCCAGCCCACCGCAUUCUCCGAGUUCAACGGUCCGGACCAGAAUUUCAAUCUGGAUUUCAGCACUUUGGAGAACAGCGACGUGCUCGAGAAUUUUGACUUUGAUAGCUUUCUUAACACGACAGGCGACGACACAUUCAACUUUGAUGGCGGCAUUGGAGUGGGUGGCGACUUCAGCCUAGACGCAACUGGCGAAUAA